AAGAGAGGACAGAGGAAGAUUAGGAUCAGAGUGUAAACAAAGAGACAUAGAUCAUAAAAAAAAGCAAACCAAGAACAAGCCACCAGAUCCGUCAUGUGGGACACUCCACUCUGGUCAAGUAAAUCCAGCAUCUCUUUUUACAGCUUCUCUUGAGUCUCGGGUGCAGCGACGCUAAGACAUUAAGAACAGGCAAUCGGUAUCACAACAUCAGCCCUCCCCUCUCGCUUUCUCCUCCUCUCCCUUUAGUCUUAGCACUUGUAGGACAGGACAGAGCGGGCUGACAGACAGACAGAGCACCCAGCUGGUGUCCCUGGGUCUCUUACAGACCCUGGGAUCCACGGAGAGGAGGGGUGUCCGUGGAGGAGCAGCAGCAUCAGCAGCAGCAACAGGAGCCGAGGAACAAAAAGCCAUUGGACUCCUUGUGUGUUGUUUAAAAGCUACAAGCUGACACUGACAGAGCACUGUCACCAGGGGGGAUUUGAGCUGUUUAUGAAAGUGUGUGUGUGUGUGUGUGAGUGAGAGUGUGUGAUAGAAAACAUGCCUCAGGUGCAAGAGGGACGCUUUUGGACUGUAAUCAUCACAGGAUUUCAACCUGGAGUAAUGUUUUAAAGACAGCUGUUGUUACCUGUUUGGGCUGGAAAUAGGAAGGAGAUAUCCUACACAGUCUUUACAAAAUAAAAGCUCAGUGUUUAAUAUCACUCAUAAAGACUUAAGGGACUGAACAAAGACUGGAUCUCAAGGAGGGAGUAACAUUCACCAGAGUGGACUAAGGUGGCGGCGAAGAAAAGAUGCUGAGAAUAAAAAAAGCUUCUUUUGAACGGUGACACUGAGAGUAAGAGGAUGAUGCAUGCAAGUUAAGUUCUGAGAAGCGGAGGAGACUGAAACUUCACUCUUUUUUCCAGAACAUCAGAAGUGAUUUGACUCCAGUGUCGAGCAUUAGAUCCACUCAGGAAUAUGAAUCCGUCUCCGGAGUGGAAAAAGCCUUUCAUGUGGGAGCCUGUGACUAUCUUAGACUUUUAGAGGAUCCUUCUUCUUCUUCUUCUUCUUCUUUUUUUUUUAUUCUGAGCGCCCUGGACCCAAAAGUUCUCACUUUUCACGGAUUAUUCAUCCGCUCAGCGCGGGGGGGAGGAGGAGUGGGGAGCGUAGUAUUGCUGGAAAUGCCCGAGGCAAGUUCAUUGGUACGUAACACACCCUCCUAAACUGGAUUCACUCCAAGCCACAGGAUUUGGAUUUGUCUACAACCGCCUCUGCUGUCUGCUGUUGACAUAUGGCUUUGUGAAAGGAGCUUUAGUUUGGGCCUAUCAUUACUAAUUACACAUCAGUCCAAGAUGGCCACCUCUGUGCAUCCACUCUUGGUAAGCUUCUCUCUGGCUGUUCUCCUGGGUUUGACCUCUCUGGGUGGACUGACCUCGAGGCCUUCAGGUCAGGCUUUGGCCCAGGUCCCUACCAACAACCAGUCAACAGAGCCCACUGUGGUACCGGAGGCUGCCCUGGCAACGCCGACACCAGACGACAAAGCGGUCCCGACUGUCGGUAACCGUUGCUGGGGUUACUACGAUGUCAUGGGCCAGUGGGACCCGCCCUUCAACUGUAACGCAGGUAUCUACCUGUUCUGUUGUGGUUCCUGCUUCUACCGCUUCUGCUGCCAGUUCAAAGUCCACAGUUUGGACCAGACUUCCUGUUCCAACUAUGACACACCCGUUUGGGCAAACACCGGGCGACCGGCAGCACCCGUCACAGAAGCCCACGAGGAACCAGACCGGGAUCGGACCCACAUGAUCGUGUAUAUUAUCUGUGGAGUGGUGGCCAUCAUGGUGUUGGUCGGGAUUUUCACCAAGCUCGGGCUGGAGAAGAGUCAGGGAGGACAGACGGACAUGACCAACUCCAGGACUCUGACGGAGCUUUUGAAGCAGCCAGGGGAGGCAGGAAUGGUGGAUGGAACUGGGGUUCAUCAUCCUAUAGGGACCAAUGGCAUCUCGGCCAGAGCGCUACGCUCCAACAAUGAUCAUAACCAUUUGAACAACGCAGCCUUGUCUCCCCUUGGUCCGGCCAUGGCUUUGUCUCACCCUCACAACAACCUGGGAAUUGGCUUCAACAAAUACACCUCGCUCAAGGCCGUGGACACAACUGCAAGGGACUACUACAAGAGCUACCCAAUGAUAGAUUACACCCACCGCCAGUCCCCUCCAACUUUCCAGCCAAUUAACUUUCACCCCAAGGACAAGCCUUUCCUCCCGCCACCCGACAUCCAUGCGCCAUUGGCCAUCACCAUCAACGCUUCCCAGAUCCCCAAACCUAAGAUCUCCAAAACCAACACCCAUCCGCUCACCUCCAGCUCAGCCUUCAAAGCAUGGGACCCCAGUAAGAGCCACAUCCAGCAUCCGGUGGCCACCCACUUAAGCCUCCAGGGGCAGCAGCACCACACCAUCCAGCAGCAGCACCACCACACGCUGCACCAGCAGAACAGCCGGCGCCAGAUCUACUCCAACAAGAGGCAGUUCAGCAUCGAGACGCUGCCCGAGCUCUUCUCGCAGCCACUGGGCUACGGCCACUCGCCUCACAUGCACCCUAAGCACAAGGGACUGCCCACCAACAGCAAGACAGAGGUCACUGUCUGAACAUGGGGAUGAGUGGGUGAAUAGACAGAAGAGGAAACCAAGUGGAGUUGUAAGCAACUUUAAAAGAAAUGCUCUGAUAUCUUUUAUAUCCACAGCCGUAAUGGCGAGACGGAAACAAGCAAAUAUCGUGUAUUAACUCUGCAUUCUCCUCAUCAUUGUUGACAAAAAUAUGAAUAAUGUGAGGUGAUAUUUGUGUAUUUUUAGGGCCACUGGAUCAAAACAGCAGCAGAUAAGCUGUGACGGUGGUGGAUUGGCAGGUGUUGGCUGUGACUCUUUGAACCCGGCGGCUCUUCUAAAUAAUUGAGUGGUCUCUCAGUGUGUUGGCACAGCUCUGUUCUCUUUCUCCUCUCAGCCCCCUCACACCUCAAUGACACUAUGCACUGCUCUGUAGCACCACUCCACCAGGCACAAAUGUUCAAAUCCCACACGCAGACACUAUUCACACCACAAACUAGCCCAGACGCACUCAGCCGACUAUUUCGGAGACUGCCAGAGAGGCUGGUACGGGGAGUGUUUCCCCUAAGACUUUGGCUCCCCGUCAGCAGAGACAAUGCCAUUGUGUUGUCAGCUCCCGUUGCCCUCCAGCCCCUCCGCAGAGUGAGAUAUCAGCCUCGCAAUUCAUACCAGAGAGGAGGGCAGGGGUGGGGGGAGAGGGGGGUUGGUUAUUCAUCUCAUUCCAGGGGCAAAUGAGAUGAGAAGGAUCUGAACCACGUACACACCCACAUACCCACACACUGCACGCUUGUCAAAAACUACAGAAGGUUCCCAGCAGUGUCAGAGACCACAGGCACCCCCCUACUGACACACAAACAGAUACACACUUUUCUCUCCACACACUGAUUCACAGAAGCCGGGACGAAGCGAAUAAGCGAGCUCUCUUGUUUGUUAUUUGUAACAGUUUGUUGAGCUGCUCAUUUCAGUCACCGUCUCUUGUGUUGCUGUGGAUGUUUACCUCUAACGAAAACCCAGAAUUUGUCACAAUGCUGAGAAAAAAGAGUCCAUGUACUCAGAAAGGUCAUUACAAAGUCAUUGUAUUCUCUCCUACUCUCUUCUCCACACUGGUUUUUACAAAUGAGACUGGGUUUAUGUCAGAGAAGUAUCGGCCAAUGCAUAUUCUUACAGGCACUUGGCUGUACUAGGAAGUGAAAUAAUGGUGUCUGAAUAUAUGAAUAUAUAUAUGUACAUCCUGCAAGGUCCACUUUACUGUAUUCAGGCGACAGAUCCAUACAUUUGCAAAUACAUGAUUUCAUAAACUAAAACUAAUGAUUAACAUUAUGAAGUGUUGGGUAUAGUCUGGACAACGGAAGAAAAAGUAUUUAUGCUUUCGAAGGAGCAGCUUUUCUCCAGCAUGGCUAUUGCUAAACGCAGCGGUUUGAUGCAUGUGUUUACUGCUGCAAUGCUAACAUAAUCUAACAGGAUGAAACCACCUGCUUUGCCAGUGCUUUGCAAUUUACUUCGCUCCCUGUAAAUGCAGUACUUUACAUCCACAAAUGAAUGCACCUAAACAAAAAACCACGUGGGCCACGUAAUCUUUGAAUGCAGUUAAACACAUCUACUUUAUUUGGCACGCAAAUGGUCAAUUAAGUAAGUACAUAACAGUUACUAAUCCCAGUAAAGCGUCAUUACUUUGGCAAUUUAGAGACUCGCGAGUUUGAUGGAGGGUUUAUAGCAUUCAGUGACUUCACAGACUCAUGAAGCAGUGUUAGCUGUGAGGCCUCUACCAAAAGAAGAAACGCACCUCCCGAUAACUUCAACUCUAAAUUGUCAUAUUUAAAUUUUGUGGCUUGCUAAUGUAAGCCAACAGUUUUAUUUAACCAUAUUUCUCAGGGGAGCAGUGGCUCUGCCUUCAUUUUUUUGUCUCCCCUCUCCUAUUUUUAUUUAGCUCAACCAUCAAAUUAACUAAUAGUCCACAGGAUAAUUUGCCACUGAAUUUAGCAUUUUGAGUUUCAGACCAUAUUAAUAAAGUGUGGUUCAACCUGGCACAUAAAUAAAUAUCCAGCAUGAUUAGAUGGAAAGCACUGGAUGUAGGUCCUUAUGCAGUUAGGCACGAGGCCCGAUUCAGACCAAAUCUGACAUCCGAGCAUUGGUCAAGAGACAUAGACAGUGAAUGAGAGUGAGAGCCCCAACACCUGAUUUGGUCUCACUACAGACUAAUGGCUGUUCCAUGUGGCACGUUGGCUGUUGGAGGCUCACACAGUUUGCCCCAAUGUCCCCAGAACUCUCCACAAAAACAUUAGCAAAAUAAUUUUCAUUAAAUUUUUCAAGUAAGUAAGUAAGUAACUUGUCCAACACUGCUUAUUUAUGGAUUUAGUAUACGAAUUCAGUAUUGCUUUCAGUCUUCAAAAUCCCCACACCACGUAUUUUCACCUCCUCCUCCACCGUAAGGAACAGUCCCACAGCCAGUCUGAGUCACUGAUUGAAUUCACCUUCAUUUGUUAUCAUGAGGACACCAGCUAAGCCGUAGUGCAUAUGCCUGGCACAUAUGCCUGGCACAUGCUAUAGCAAAUCAGGCAGGUGGUGGAACCUAAUCAAACAGCGGCGCUUACCAGAGUCACACACUAUUUAGCACUUUCUCUCACUCCCUCUCUCUUCCUGUGUCUCUCUCUCCCUUUUUGUGCUCCCUAGCAGACUGUCUCCUACCUCCCCCGACCUCCUUCUGUGCAUCCAUUUCCAUGGGGGAUUGAGCGAUGGGUACCGAGCACUUGUCUGGUGUUUGGUACCCAUUGCUCCAAGCUGUUGUAAACCAUGAUAUUCUCACUUGGUCCUCUUAGCAUGUUUGUGUGUGAGUGUGCGGAGUUAAUGACAGAGUUAGUUGCAGCAUGGCAGACUCCAGACUUACUCCAUAAUACACCAUCAUGCAAGCAAAUUUAAGCGUGAUUAUGCCCCCCCCAUCCAUAAACAGAGGCUGGGACAUGAGUGACCAGAUGCUUUGCAAUAUAUAAUUCACAUCUUGAGAUUUGCUGGUGAUAACCUGCUACCUUAAAACUUAAACCAAGUGGAUUUUUUACGUAAACGCCAUUCAAAUUUUUAAAUCCAUUGAUUUUUUUUCUGUGCAGAAAUGUCAGUCAGCUAAAUUCCCCAAUUUGCAUCUCAAUUUUAUGGAGCUGUGAGUGUACACAAGCAAAUAAAAUGAGCGACGGAAUAAAACUUUAACAAGAGAGAAUAAAUUAGCAAUAUAAUGCUUGUUUGUAACGCUGCGAUGGUUUCUCUACUUUACCUCUCCAAGAUGUGAAAAACCUGUAAGGCAAGCUGUUGGAGCGACGCUCGGAGCUGCUGGCAUGCUUUUAUAAUAAGGGAUCAGCAGAGAAUGGGGAUCAUGAAUACAAAAGCAUCAAUGGGAUAUGCAUGGUGUGAAUAUGCAUCAAACACAUCUGCGCCUAGGCUCUCGCCAACUCUGCACAGUGUGUAAUGUACCAUGUUAGAGCAGGGUUCUUCUUCUUGGCUUCACUGUCUCUUUGACUUUUAUUCCCACGAGGUGCCACACUUUAAGUGGGUCACUUCAUAUGAAAAGUUUUCUGGCCUCUAAAAGCCCUACCAAAAUAUUCUGUGGGGUCUGUCCUUAAUCACUCGGAAUGCAUUAGAGGUUGAGAACAAAUGAGGAAUGACAGCCAGUAAACAAGCAAUAUGCGUCAGUAAAGCAAUAAGCGCCCAACCGUCCACCCCCUAUCCUUAUCUUUCUGUCUGCCCGUCUAUCUGGAGCCCUUCUCGGAGUUUAGGGGUGGGUGCUAAUGAGGUUGAGGGUGUUGAAACCAAAAGGAGAGCCGAGCUAAAGAAUUGGCACUGCAGAGGGCUUGGGAGCAGAUGAAGGAGAUGCGACAGAAAAGAGAAAUGGGGUUGCAUGGCUGAUAUGAUGAUGGUUAUUUUUCAUUCAGAUUUGUCUAAAAACAUAAAUUCUGGGUUUUAUCUUUCUGUUCUACUCAAACAACCAGCUUUUAAAUGCAUUAUAUGACUGUAGCUGAAAGGCGAAGAUGGUCUUUACUCUGGAUCUCACAAUUUCAACAUUGUUGUGGUUGGGUCUUGAAGGAACAGGACUCAUUCACACUCUUACAACACCGGCUGAUUUAACAAACGCUGGACAUUUAACAGAACAGCAACACUGGCUCCAGGAUUUACAGUUAAAGAGUGGAGUAUACAGGAAGUCAUUCAGGACAAACAGAGCCUGAAGACAGGCUACCAGCAAACUUACAGAGAACAGCAACAACAACUUGUCAACUUUCCCCAAAUUCGGUUGGCUGGCCUGAUUCCCAAUGAUUAGCUCACAGAGCUGAAGCACGCACUGCGAAUGAUUGUUGAAUAUCCUCUUGCUCUUUGGGAGAUCUGCAUCAAAUGUGCCACAAGAUACAAUCAUGGUGAUGUGCUGGAAAAUACCUUUUAAUGUUAAUUUCCCUGUGGUCAGGCAUCAGGAUUUUUUUCUUCGAUAAUGGAUGGACUUCUGUGACUCCCCUUAGGCAAAGGACUGUCUGAACAAGAGGUAGUUAAGCUGGAUAAAUUAGACUCUGGUGAACCACAGUUUUGUGGACAAUGUAAAUACUUGAACACAUGCACAAACAUACACUCACAUAGACACGAGAGCCACAGAGAAGUAACACUAAUUAUAUCUUCCAUACAAUGUCCACAAGUUUGUGGUACGAAACAGGACCAAAAGCCUCGAAUCAGGAGAAACUGAGUACACCUAACUGAUGAUUUAAACAUCCAAAACAGUGAAAAUGCUGAGUCUGUUUUGGAUCAUCAGCUUAGAGUGAAUUUACUCAAUCUCUCCUGAUUGAUGACAGACUAUGGCGUCACUUGCUCAUCUCCGAGCUAACUGACUGUUGUUUGUAAAACUUCCUCACUAUAGAAGAAACAAUGCAAGUAUUCUACCGCAGGUUAUCUGAAUGCAACCUGGUAGACAUACUUGAGCUCCAUGAUCCCUAGCAAUAUAUAGAAUGUGGUGUAUGGUUCAACUGUUUCUUUGUUUUCUGUCAGUUUGUUUUUGUACUGUGUUUUUUCAAAGAAUUAAACUCCUGUCAAAAAAAAAAAAAAAAAAAGUUGAUUUGACCGAUGGAAAGUGCUUCCAGAUUUUAGACUCAUGGCUGCCCCGCCCUCCCACACCCCCAACUCACCUCCCUUCUUUACCACCACAGGAUGUCAAAUGUUUGAAGCUUGUGAUCUUUUCAGUUACAUUGUAUGGUAUACAUGCACUCAUGUAUUUAAUGUUAAAAGAUAUUGCAUUGUAUCCAAGUGCUUUGCCAACACAUUAGCUGAAAGAAGAAAGGAAGAUCCAUGAUUACUUGUACAGCUUUUGCAUCUGCAAAAAAAUGAAAACACACAAAAAAAAAUCAUGCGUUGUUUCAUGAUAAUUUGUAAUAGGCAGCAAUAGGCUGCCUUGGAUUGCUAUGUACUACUUGUGUAUAUAUGUAUGCUGUACCACUUGUCUGCUGUGAAAUUUGUUGACUACUCAGCUUAUAUAAGGGCUUUUUAUAGAUAUAAAAGCAGACAGGGCAAUCUGACGUCAUUCUCUGUAACUUAAGACAAAUUUCUCUAGAGGUUUUUUUUUUUUAGGGAUGAAGGGUUAUGAACAGAAUUUUCAUGCAUACAAAAUACUAUAUAAAUAAAGUUUUGACUAACUGAAAUGUCUAUAGGCACUCAUA
Messenger RNA from Larimichthys crocea (large yellow croaker), 8248 nucleotides. Its product is annotated as protein shisa-8. Gene Ontology annotation, cellular component: postsynaptic membrane; AMPA glutamate receptor complex; postsynaptic density. Lineage: Eukaryota; Metazoa; Chordata; Actinopteri; Sciaenidae. The record is from RefSeq and is a predicted model, not a curated record. The transcript is spliced from 5 exons. The coding region runs from base 1329 to 2618 and encodes 429 amino acids. Gene Ontology annotation, biological process: regulation of short-term neuronal synaptic plasticity; regulation of AMPA receptor activity.